UGGUAAAGGCCUUCGGGUCGAACAACCACUUAAGGAAUGAUGAUCUCCGAUCUGUAAAUCUGUUUUUGCAACGAACUGAAGUGAAGUAGAUAAGGAAAAUUAGAAGAAUUACCAGAAAUUUCGCAAAGAUUUGUGAGAAAUUAUUCUUGACUUCUGUGAUCUUAUCGAAUACUAUGCUAGCGUCAAAAUUUAGAGGAUGCAUGAUUGGUGCACUGAUGGGCGAUUGCCUUGGUGCUCCUUUCGAAGGUGAUAGUCGUGUAUCAAACAGAGUUUUAUCGAAUUAUUUUAAUAGUUUAACAUCUGGAGAAUCCAUUCAAAUCUUUCCCUAUACUGAUGACACUGCAAUGACGUUAUCAGUUGCAAAAUCCUUAGUUGAAAAUGGAACGUUAGAUCCCAAAGAUAUGGCUAAAAGAUUUGUAACUGAAUUCUACAACCAGCCUAAACGAGGGUAUGGAAUGAAUGUUGUUAAUGUAUUUAGAGCUUUAAAAGAGACACAUUUUGAAGAUGUUUUCUUACCUGCAACAUCACAGUUUAAUGGUUCUGGAUCCUAUGGUAAUGGUGCUGCUAUGAGAAUUGCUCCAAUUGCACUGUUUGGGAGUAAAAAAGGAGAAGAUUUCAUUAGGGUAAUUUAAUCAUUAAGAUUUAGAAAGU
This is a messenger RNA of Stegodyphus dumicola, 651 nucleotides long. Its product is annotated as ADP-ribosylhydrolase ARH3-like. Gene Ontology annotation, cellular component: nucleus; mitochondrion. The record is from RefSeq and is a predicted model, not a curated record. NCBI's taxonomy places the organism in Eukaryota, Metazoa, Arthropoda, Arachnida, Araneae, Eresidae.